AAGAAUAAAACUAGCUAGCCUGAAAUAAAUCAUAAGGAAUCCAAAAAAAAAUAUGCACAAACAAGUGGCCAUCUAGCUAGUAGCGUAAGCCAUCAUCGAUCUCCUGGAUCACCAAAGUUGCACACAAAAAUUCAAUCUCCAUCAAAGGGGUUCUCUUUGCAGACUUGUCGUCCCAUAGUAACAACAACUAUGGAAGAAGAGCCGAAGGAGCAGGCCAAAGAAGGUGGAGAAAAAGAUGUCCGGUACAGGGGAGUGAGACGGCGGCCGUGGGGGAAAUAUGCGGCGGAGAUUCGUGACUCAACUAGGCAUGGACUCCGGAUGUGGCUGGGGACUUUUGACAAGGCAGAAGAUGCUGCUCGGGCUUAUGAUCGAGCUGCCUUUGCAAUGAGGGGAAACAUGGCCAUUCUCAACUUCCCAGAUGAACAUCGAUCACCACCCAAUGUUGAAUUUCCUCCUCCUUCCUCCUCCUCCUCUUUAUCAUCAUCUUCAUCUUCAAAUCCAUCUUCUUCUUCAAAUCCUUCAUCGCAGGUGGUGGAUAGAAGUAGGGCACGUGCUGGGAAUGAGAAAGAAGUAUUUGAGUUUGAGUAUUUGGAUGACAAUUUGUUAGAGGAACUUCUUGACUUUGAAAACAAAACAAGGAAGAAUUGAGAAAGAGUUGCAAAUCUUCAUCCAUUCCAAAUUUCCAAACUUGGUUAGUAAAGGGAGGUGUGGGGCCUCUGAAUUCUUCGGAUCCUCAACACCUUUCAUGAACAUGUGGAUUAUAUUAUUAGCUGCCUUUCAUUUUUUUAUUAUUAUUAUUAUUAUUUUAUUUUGAGUUUUGUCUUUAGAUCUUCCUCCAUUCCAAACUGGGUUAGUAAAGGUGUUUCGAAUCUUGAACCAAUCCAAACUUGGUUAGUAAAGUCGGGUUGUGGGGCCUCUGGAUUCUGCCAAUCCAAACCUUUCAUCAACUUGUGGUUCAAAAUGAGCUGCCUUUCCCUGUCAAGAGUCUGGUUUUCUUCCUUUUGAUUUUUUGUCUUUAUAUAGACGUGUAGCCUUUGACUUGGUUGGACGUAUCCGAGCAUAACUUGUGGCUGGAAAUGCUGCUGCUCAAUUUUAUGUUUCUUCUUCUUUUUUUCUUUUUUUUUUGUAAGAGUGUUCUAUAUAAAUAUGGAAGUUUUGUGUGAUUCAAGAGUGUUUUAUGUUCUAAGUUGUUUGUUAAUUACAGUAUU
Molecule: messenger RNA, 1208 nt
Organism: Corylus avellana
Lineage: Eukaryota; Viridiplantae; Streptophyta; Magnoliopsida; Fagales; Betulaceae
Source: RefSeq, a predicted model, not a curated record